CACAAAACAAAAAGACCUACCCAAUCACACUAACCUAUACAUUCAUCUUCUCCAAAAAAACACAGCAACCCAAUUACACACUCACCUAUACAUACACCUCUGCAUCAAGAAAAUGGCGACCAGCCUUCUCCGGCGCGCAAUCACGAAACCCCAUCUGACCCAGCUCUCAAAACUGCAAAUUUUUAGGGCCCACGCCACCGAAAUCGAGUCCCAGACCCGAGAGCCCACGGCCCGAUCCAACCCCACGCUCAAGACCUUCCAAAUCUACCGAUGGAGCCCCGAAAACCCGUCGAAGCCCCAGCUGCAGGACUACAAAAUCGAUCUUUCUGAAUGUGGGCCCAUGGUUCUAGAUGCCCUUAUCAAAAUUAAGAACGAGCUUGACCCGUCCCUGACUUUUCGGCGAUCUUGUCGGGAGGGGAUUUGUGGGUCUUGUGCUAUGAACAUUGAUGGGUGUAAUGGGUUGGCUUGUUUGACAAAGAUUUCGGAUGCGAAAGAGGCUUCGAUGAUCACCCCAUUGCCCCAUAUGUUUGUGAUUAAAGAUUUGGUGGUGGAUAUGACUAAUUUUUAUAAUCAGUAUAAGAGUAUUGAGCCUUGGUUGAAGAGGAAGAGUGAGAAUAAAACUGGGAAAGAGAUAUUGCAGAGUAAGAAAGAUAGGGCUAAGUUGGAUGGGAUGUAUGAGUGUAUUUUGUGUGCUUGUUGUAGUACUUCUUGUCCCAGCUAUUGGUGGAAUCCUGAGUCUUAUCUUGGCCCUGCUGCGCUUCUUCAUGCCAAUAGAUGGAUUAUGGACAGCCGAGAUGAAUACACUAGUGAAAGACUCGAUGCAAUCAAUGAUGAAUUCAAGCUAUAUCGUUGCCACACAAUAUUGAAUUGUGCUCGUGCCUGCCCCAAGGGACUGAACCCUGGAAAGCAGAUCAGCAACAUCAAGAAGCUUGAGGCUAAAGGCGCAUAAUAGCUUUUGGAAGAAUGAGAACCUUAAACAAAACCAUAUUCUGGAUUAUUUGAAAGAACAGAUUAUCUUAUAGCUGGUUGUAAUAAUUUUUGACCUGGUUGUAUUUGUCCAUCAGAUCUUCCUAGUUCUUUUAGAUAAAAACGUCGACAAUUUACAUAAUCAGGUUGGCUGACCUUGUCUUUUACUGUACUGAAAUAUUGGUUACUUCAUACCAUUCGACUGGGCAUCUUCUAGCUCUCAGUGUGUUGAAUAAGUCACCGAACAUCCAGAUGAUGUUAUGCAUGGUGUUCAGAACA
Daucus carota subsp. sativus is the source of this 1245-nucleotide messenger RNA. RefSeq names its product succinate dehydrogenase [ubiquinone] iron-sulfur subunit 2, mitochondrial. The transcript is spliced from 2 exons. NCBI's taxonomy places the organism in Eukaryota, Viridiplantae, Streptophyta, Magnoliopsida, Apiales, Apiaceae. Gene Ontology annotation, cellular component: mitochondrion. Gene Ontology annotation, molecular function: electron transfer activity; 2 iron, 2 sulfur cluster binding. Gene Ontology annotation, biological process: respiratory electron transport chain; aerobic respiration; tricarboxylic acid cycle. Bases 113 to 949 code for a protein of 278 amino acids. The record is from RefSeq and is a predicted model, not a curated record.